UUAUGGCAGCGAACUUGUUGCAACGCAGAUUCUUUACCCAACAAAGGCAAAUAUAUGAAAUGACAAAGAUUGAGGCAGCAACAAUAACAACAACAAGAAGGCGAGUAACGGAGCCAUGUGACGUGUUCCUGAACCAUAGGUGCAGGGACACCAAGAAAACAGUGGCUUCGUUACUCUACGAUCACCUAAGGAGGAACGGCUUCAACCCUUUCUUGGACAACAAAAACAUGAAGCCAGGGGACAAACUCUUUGAUAAGAUAAAUAGAGGAGUUCUCGAAUGCAAGAUCGGUGUUGCCGUCUUCUCUCCUCGUUAUUGUGAAUCAUACUUUUGCCUACACGAGCUAGCGCUUCUAAUGGGGUGUAGGAAGAAGGUGAUACCCAUCUUCUGCGAUGUGAAACCUUCUCAGCUUCGUGUUCUUAACAAUGGCAAAUGGUCCCAUGAAGAUUUUCGCAGGUUUCGUUGGGCUCUUGACGAGGCCAAACAUAUUGUUGGACUCACCUACAAUUCCUCAAAAGGGAACUUAUCAGAAAUCGUGAAUAGUGCGACUGAAAUCAUUAUUGGAAGCAUGAUAGAGCUUGAAAAUGAAGAGCAUGUAUGUGCAGAUGCACAUCAUCAGAACAUGCCCAUUAUUGCUCUUUAG
Molecule: messenger RNA, 641 nt
Organism: Arachis duranensis
Lineage: Eukaryota; Viridiplantae; Streptophyta; Magnoliopsida; Fabales; Fabaceae
Product: TIR-only protein-like
Exons: 3
Coding region: 3-641 (212 amino acids)
Biological process (GO): signal transduction
Source: RefSeq, a predicted model, not a curated record